AUGAAGCGACGCGGACUUCCAAGUAAAAAUGGCGGACUCGUCGGGACCGAGCUGUCAGAGGAGAAAGAAGCAGAAAUUGAGUUAAAGAAAAGACAGAAACGACCGUGGGAGGAUUUGCACAGGUCCGUAAAAUCGGUAUAAACCGCGGAGCUGCCGGAGACGUUGGGUAGAUUUUACGACAUUAGCGCUGUCAGGAGGGAGCAGCGCGAGCAGCCCGCAGAUCCCUCGUUGACGCGCUUCAUUAGCGCAGAGCUCACCAGAGGCUACUUCCUGGAACACAAUGAGGCAAAAUACACCGAGCGCAGGGAGAAAGUUUACACAUGCAUGCGCAUUCCCAAGGAGCUGGAGAAGCUCAUGACCUUUGGCUUCUUCCUGUGUGUGGACGCCUUCCUGUACGUCUUCACCCUGCUCCCACUCAGGGUGCUGCUGGCCGUGCUCCGCCUCCUCACCCUGCCGUGCUGUGGCUUCAGUGGGUCUCGGCUGCUGCAGCCAGCGCAGGUAUGCGACAUGCUGAAGGGUCUGAUCCUGGUGCUGUGCUUCUCCAUGAUGCAUUAUGUCGACUACUCCAUGAUGUAUCACCUGAUCAGAGGACAGUCUGUCAUCAAACUCUACAUCAUCUACAACAUGUUGGAGGUGGCUGACCGCCUCUUCUCCUCCUUCGGCCAAGACAUCCUGGACGCUCUCUACUGGACGGCGACAGAACCCAAAGAACGGAAAAGAGACAGUAUAGGAGUCAUUCCUCAUUUCUUGAUGGCUGUCUUUUACGUCUUCCUUCAUGCCAUCCUCAUCAUGGUUCAGGCCUCCACGCUCAACGUCGCCUUCAACUCACACAACAAGUCCCUGCUCACCAUCAUGAUGUCCAACAACUUUGUGGAGAUCAAAGGAAGUGUGUUCAAGAAAUUUGAGAAGAACAACUUAUUCCAGAUGUCCAACAGUGAUAUCAAGGAGCGGUUCACCAGUUACGUUCUCCUGCUCAUCGUUUGUCUCAGGAACAUGGAGCAGUUCUCAUGGAACCCAGACCACCUGUGGGUGUUGAUGCCGGACGUCCUCAUGGUCGUCAUCUCUGAAGUUGCCGUUGACAUCAUUAAACAUGCGUUCAUCACAAAAUUCAACGACAUCACUGCCGAUGUGUACAGUGAGUACAGAGCCAGUUUGGCUUUCGAUCUUGUCAGCAGUCGACAGAAGAAUGCCUACACAGACUACAGUGACUCAGUGGCCAGAAGGAUGGGCUUCAUCCCUCUGCCUUUGGCUGUUCUGCUGAUCCGUGUGGUAAUGAGUUCGGUGAAGGUGCAGGGAGCUCUUUCAUACUCGUGUGUGUUCCUCUUUUAUCUUGGGGCGACUCUCAUCCACACCUGGCGCCUUGCCGCCGGGAAGCUUUUUGACUACCUCAGCAACCUCUGCCAGGGUUAUGGACGAAGGUUCCUCCGAGUCUCCAGACUCUGCCUCCUUCACAGAAGAUGUGACAGCAGGGUUCAGGAGAUCCUCAUCAUGUUCCUUCCACUGCUCAACAAUAUCCUUAGUUUGGGUCAGCAGUCUUCCUCCCCUGCUGAGGACAGCCUGAGACAAGCCCUGCUUUCCUUUCCGGAGACGUCUCACAGUUUCCCAGAACUUCCUUGAGCCCGACCGAAAGUCCUCCUCCUCCAUGGCCUCCCCGAACUCCUCCCAGUUUUAGCUUUGGCAACCGCCUCAGCUGCAGCCCUUCUGGCCAACCUGUACCUGUCUGCUGCUUCAGGAGACCCCCGGGCCAAUAAAGCCAGAAAGGCCUUCUUCAGGCUGACGGCCUCCUUCACCACUGGUGUCCACCAGCGGGUCCUUCGGUUGCCCCAUGAGAGGAACCAACGACCUUCUCACCACAGAUUCUAGCAGCCGCCUCCACAAUGGAGGUUUUGAUCAAGGACCACUCUGAUUCCAUGGCUGCGGUCAAAAACUUCAAAUAAUUUCCUUUCCUAACCACUUUUCCUUAACCUCCAGAGAAAAUGUCCUGAGGUCAAGGAAAGAUAUGAAUCAGAAUUAAUAAGGACUUAGGAAAAAACGAAAACAGCGUUUAGAGAAUCCUACUGCACUUCUCCUCGGCUCUGUAAUCAUGUGACGGCGGGUGUUACUGACGUGGUCUACUGUGAUGAAACUACAGCGUUCACAUGAUGGACAACAAAAAGCACAUUGGUUUUUAUUAUUUGUGUUUUCUUUUAGAAACUUCAUUUGUUGGCUUCUUCAAGUCCUUUGUAAUGUGGAUCUUAAAAAGUGCGCCAUAAAUUCUGAGUAUUAAUAUCAUGAUCAUAACUAUAUUUAUUAUUUUAAAUAUUAUUGUUAUCGUUAUUAUCUUAACUACUACUUCACCCUGUGCAUUCUCACCAUGUUGCUUAAUACAUGUUUUAACGGCUAAACAGGGAAAACCUGGUGAAAAGUAGCUGAGAUGAGAAUUAAAAUAAGGAGUAAUAAAGGCUCCCAGUCACAGAAGUGAAAUGUAACGUUGUCACAUGAGAUGGCUGCUCACCCUCCUCUUCCCAUCACGAAUCCUUACAUGAUUUCAUGAAAAUAAUGAAUAUGAAAAUAUGUAUGAUGUGUUAGAUCCGCUACUGUACAUAUAAGCAUUCUUACGUUUGACUGUGGAUCUGUGAUUUAAUAAAACAGCUGAU
Plectropomus leopardus (leopard coralgrouper) is the source of this 2636-nucleotide messenger RNA. The record is from RefSeq and is a predicted model, not a curated record. Lineage: Eukaryota; Metazoa; Chordata; Actinopteri; Perciformes; Serranidae.